This is a messenger RNA of Balaenoptera ricei (Rice's whale), 2759 nucleotides long. It is a transcript of the gene SPATA20, whose product is annotated as spermatogenesis associated 20. The record is from RefSeq and is a predicted model, not a curated record. Gene Ontology annotation, biological process: carbohydrate metabolic process. NCBI's taxonomy places the organism in Eukaryota, Metazoa, Chordata, Mammalia, Artiodactyla, Balaenopteridae. The transcript has 17 exons. Bases 331 to 2568 code for a protein of 745 amino acids.
GCCGCCAGCAGCCAUGCAGGGCGCGCGGGCCUGGCGGUGCCGCGGCCUCUUGCUGACCCGCGCCGCGCCGGGCCUCGCCGCGAGCCGCAGUCCCAAACCCAGCAGCCGGCAGCCUCCCUGCCCAGAUCACACCCAGGCAGGCAUGCCAGAGGGAUACCUCCAGCCCAGCCACCCUGGGGUGGGGCCCGGUGAGAGGAAGAGAAUGGAGCCUGAAGGACCAUUCCACCCACUGUGACUCGCCCUGACCUCACAGUCAUCACCCUUCCCACCGCCAGGGGUAGCUCCUCCCGGGACAAGGACCGAAGCGUGACGGUCAGUAGUUCAGUGCCCAUGCCGGCUGGAGGGAAGGGGAGCCGGACUAACUGCUCUCAGCCCACACCCCAGAAAGUCCCCAACCGCCUGAUCAGUGAGAAGUCACCGUACCUUCUGCAACAUGCCUACAACCCUGUGGACUGGUACCCCUGGGGGCAGGAAGCCUUCGACAAGGCCAGGAAAGAAGACAAGCCAAUUUUCCUUUCAGUGGGGUAUUCCACCUGCCACUGGUGCCACAUGAUGGAGGAGGAGUCCUUCCAGAACGAGGAGAUUGGCCGCCUGCUCAAUGAGGACUUUGUCAGCGUGAAGGUUGACCGGGAAGAGCGGCCCGAUGUGGACAAAGUGUAUAUGACCUUUGUGCAGGCCACCAGCAGUGGUGGGGGCUGGCCCAUGAGUGUGUGGUUGACCCCCAACCUACAGCCCUUUGUGGGGGGCACCUAUUUCCCCCCUGAGGAUGGCUUGACCCGAGUUGGCUUCCGCACAGUGUUGAUGAGGAUUCGGGAGCAGUGGAAACAGAACAAGAGUACUCUGCUGGAAAACAGCCAGCGUGUCACCACAGCUCUGCUGGCCCGGUCGGAGAUCAGCAUGGGUGACCGCCAGCUGCCACCCUCUGCUGCCACCAUGAACAGCCGCUGCUUCCAGCAACUGGACGAGGGCUAUGAUGAGGAGUAUGGCGGCUUCGCCGAGGCCCCCAAGUUCCCCACGCCAGUGAUCUUGAGCUUCCUGUUCUCCUACUGGCUCAGCCAUCGGCUAACUCAGGAUGGCUCUCGGGCCCAGCAGAUGGCCUUGCACACCCUGAAGAUGAUGGCCAACGGGGGCGUCCGAGACCAUGUGGGGCAGGGCUUCCACCGCUACUCCACGGACCGCCAGUGGCACGUCCCCCACUUUGAGAAGAUGCUGUAUGACCAGGCACAGCUCACGGUGGCCUUUUCACAGGCCUUCCAGAUCUCUGGUGACGAGUUCUACUCCGAAGUUGCCAAAGGCAUCCUGCAGUACGUGGCUCGGAACCUGAGUCACCGGUCUGGAGGCUUCUACAGUGCAGAGGACGCGGACUCGCCCCCGGAGCGGGGCAUGCGGCCCAAAGAGGGUGCCUUCUACGUGUGGACAGUCAAAGAGGUCCAGCAGCUCCUCCCCGAGCCCGUGCUGGGCGCCACCGAGCCUCUGACCUCGGGCCAGCUCCUCAUGAAGCACUAUGGGCUCACGGAGGCCGGCAGCAUCAGCCCCAGUCAGGACCCAAAGGGGGAGCUGCAGGGCCAGAACGUGCUGACCGUCCAGUAUUCACUGGAGCUGACUGCUGCCCGCUUUGGCCUGGAAGUGGAGGCCGUGCGGACCUUACUCAACUCAGGCCUCGAGAAGCUUUUCCAGGCCCGGAAACAUCGGCCGAAGCCGCACCUGGACAGCAAGAUGUUGGCGGCCUGGAACGGACUGAUGGUAUCUGGCUUUGCCGUGACCGGGGCUGUCCUGGGCCAGGAGAGGCUGAUCAACUACGCCAUCAGUGGUGCCAAGUUCCUGAAGCGGCACAUGUUUGACGUGGCCAGUGGCCGCCUAAUGCGGACCUGCUAUGCAGGCUCUGGGGGGACCGUGGAGCACAGCAACCCGCCCUGCUGGGGCUUCCUGGAGGACUACGCCUUUGUGGUGCGGGGCCUGCUGGACUUGUACGAGGCUUCACAGGAGAGCGCGUGGCUCGAGUGGGCUCUGCGGCUGCAGGACACGCAGGACAGGCUCUUCUGGGACUCCCGGGGUGGCGGCUACUUCUGCAGUGAGGCUGAGCUGGGGGCUGGCCUGCCCCUGCGUCUGAAGGACGACCAGGAUGGUGCAGAGCCCAGCGCCAACUCCACGUCGGCCCAUAACCUGCUUCGGCUGCACGGCUUCACAGGCCACAAGGACUGGAUGGACAAGUGUGUGUGCCUGUUGACCGCCUUCUCUGAGCGCAUGCGCCGUGUCCCCGUGGCGUUGCCUGAGAUGAUCCGCGCCCUCUCAGCCCACCAGCAGACCCUCAAGCAGAUCGUGAUCUGUGGAGACCCCCAGGCCAAGGACACCAAGGCUCUGUUGCAGUGUGUCCACUCCAUCUACAUCCCUAACAAGGUGCUGAUUCUGGCUGAUGGGGACCCCUCGAGCUUCCUAUCCCGCCAGCUGCCUUUCCUGAGUACCCUGCGACGGCUAGAAGACCAGGCCACUGCCUACGUGUGUGAGAACCAGGCCUGCUCGAUGCCCAUCACCGAGCCCUGUGAACUACGGAAACUGCUACAUCAGUGACUGCCUCCCCCACCUCGGGCUGGGGCAGAAGGUGGAGCUUCCCAGCCGGCCAGAGACUCAGGCCCUGCAGGGCCCUGCAGAACCUGCGGCCACCCUUGAGCACACUGUCACCAGGUGACCUCGGCCAUCCUCGCUGACCCACCAUGGGCACCCACUUACCCUGGAAUAAACCUAACAGCGUCCUGCGGGAA